AUGUCGGUCCCGAAUUUUAAGAAGUUUGUGAUCGCCGUGGGUGGGACUUUCCCCAAUUUUAGACAAGCGGACUUGAAAGCAAUAGUCGAAGACAAUGGAGCGACUUUCAGUCCUUCGGUCACGGGCGAUUGCACACACCUGGUGACCACCGACAAGGAUGUAGAGAAACAGACUACCAAAUACAAACAAGCUUCCGCGCUGCCCAAUUGCCACAUUGUCUCACUUUCGUGGCUUACGGAUUCGGAUAAGGCGAACAAACCAUUGCCAGAGUCACGUUAUUCAUUUAAACUGGUCGACGGAACAUCUCAAGCAGAUCAAGCGACCCAGCAGGCAAAUUCAGAUGGUAGCGCCUCAAUUCCCAUGCAUAACACGCGUGUGACUAGGAACAGAGGCGCGGUUGCGGAUUCUGUUGAUAAAUCGGACAAAAAGGCAGCCGAUGACCAAAAGAAUGUCGUAGGGAGCAAACUCGCACCCCCUGCAGACAAGAAGUCAGCAAGCAAAAAGCGAGGCUCGGACGCAGAUUCUAUUCAGAAUGGGUCGAACAAAAAGACCAAGGACGUUCAAAAAACAGCCGCAAAGUCUCUCAACAUUCCCGUCGAUGAGGGCUUUAUCAAGACUGGCAAACUGAGUGAUCCCAAAGUGCACAUCGAUGCGGCAGGCUUAAUCUGGGAUGCCACGCUGAGCCAGACUGUGUCAUCGAGUAACGCCAAUAAGUUCUACCGUGUCCAGUUGUUGGCCGGUGCAAACUCGAAGUUCAUGACCUGGACCCGCUGGGGUCGGGUCGGGGAGCAUGGUCAGUCAGCCUGUCUUGGAGAUGGCAGCCUGCCAGACGCAAUAUCGUGGUAUGAGAAGAAGUUCAGGGACAAGUCAGGCCUAAAAUGGCAGAAUCGGCUGGAUCCUCCCAAGAACAACAAGUACACGUUCCUUGAGCGCAAUUACGAAGAGGACGAUGAAGAUGAAGCCCCAGUGAAGAAAGAGAAGGCCGUCAAGGAAGAAAAGGAAUGCACACCUCCGCCAGACAGCUCACUCUCAAAAGGACUUCAAAAUCUCAUGUCCUUCAUCUUCAACCCCAACCAUGUUCUCGAGACAUUGGCUGCAAUGGCAUACGAUGCCAACAAAAUGCCACUGGGCAAACUAAGCGACAGAACUCUGAAAAAUGGAUUCCUCGUUCUCAAAGAAAUCUCUGAAGUCAUGGCUACACCAACCCUGGCACAGCAAAGGUACGGCCAAACGCAUCAUGCCGCCAUUGAGUCCCUGAGCAACCGAUACUACAGCUUGAUUCCCCACGUCUUUGGCCGAAAUCGGCCUCCGACCUUGAGCACAAACGCAUUGAUCAAGCGAGAGGUUGAUCUCUUGGAGGCACUGACAGACAUGGAUGUUGCAAAUGAGAUCAUGAAAUCGUCCAAGGAGGACAGCGAUAUGAACGCGUUGGAUCGCCAAUUCCAGAGUCUUGGCAUGAAGGAAAUGACAGAACUGGACCACCAAUCAUCCGAGUUCAAAGAGCUCGAGAACUAUCUGCAGGGUUCACGCGGCAAGACCCAUGGUAUGAAGUAUAAAGUCAUCAACAUCUUCCGCAUUGAGCGUCAAGGCGAAAAUGACCGUUUCAACGCAUCCGCCUACUCCAGCAUCCCGAACAGCGACCGCCGUUUGCUCUGGCACGGCUCCCGCAGUACCAACUUCGGUGGUAUCCUAAGUCAAGGUCUGCGCAUUGCUCCCCCCGAGGCACCCGUCAACGGAUACAUGUUCGGCAAGGGUGUGUAUCUAGCAGAUACAUCGAGCAAAUCUGCAGGCUACUGUUGCUCUUCUAACAGCGGCGGCAUGGGAUUGCUUCUUCUCUGCGACGCCGAGCUCGGCGCUCCUAUGCUAGAACUCAACAGUAGCGACUACAGUGCCGGUACGGUAGCCCUUCAAGCGGGCAAGAUUGCGACUCUUGGAAUGGGUUCGAACGUUCCGGGUGGAUGGAAGGAUGCCGGAUGCUUGACCCCUUCUUUGAAGGGUGUGAAGAUGCCCGAUGCGGCGCUUGGAAAUACCGAUGAUAACCAGAGACGCUGUCUGUUCUACAAUGAGUACAUUGUCUACGAUAUUGCACAGAUCCGACAGCGGUAUCUGUUCCAAGUGAAGAUGAACUGA
Molecule: messenger RNA, 2130 nt
Organism: Penicillium paradoxum
Lineage: Eukaryota; Fungi; Ascomycota; Eurotiomycetes; Eurotiales; Aspergillaceae
Product: putative poly(ADP)-ribose polymerase PARP
Exons: 5
Coding region: 1-2130 (709 amino acids)
Molecular function (GO): NAD+ poly-ADP-ribosyltransferase activity
Source: RefSeq, a predicted model, not a curated record